UUCUCUGCUUGAAUUUCCAACAGCUAUAUACUCACUCCUAUUAGUCUUCAUGCUUCAACAUCCCAUCCAACUUCACCCUAAUUACAAAUCCCUUUUCAACCCAAAUUAACACUUGCAAUAUCAUCAUGGCGCCUAAUAGGGACACCACAUUUUUUCAAAGCUUCACCACCACCACCAAUGUGAACCAGAAGCCCCCUAGGCUCUCCAUGGAAACCCUAAAACGUACGAUCUCAGACAUCUCGUUCGAGCUUCUCAGCCAGGAAGCCCUAGACGUCUCAGAUAAAGUAAUUAGCAACAACAACCACCACGUUUUGCCUCCCAUUUCGGAGGUGGAGGACGCUAAGUGCGAGUGUUGUGGGAUGUCGGAGGAAUGCACCCCACAAUACGUGAAGAAAGUGCGCGAUAAGUUCUGCGGACAGAUGAUAUGCGGGCUCUGCUCAGAGGCUGUAAAUGAAGAGAUGGAAAAAAACGGAGGGAAAAGGGAGGAGGCGUUGCAAACGCACGUGAGCGCUUGUGCUAGGUUCAAUAGGGUGGGGCGGGCGUACCCGGUGCUAUGCCAGGCGGAGGCGAUGAGGGAGAUCUUGAGGAAGAAUAGGGCUAAGUCACUUAGCCCUAGGGACAAGGGGGGUACCAACCAGAAGAAAGGUGGGAUUGCCAGGAGUUCAAGCUGUAUUCCCGCCAUUACAAAAGAGAUGACUGCUCCCAAAAUGGUCUGAGGAUCAUGCAUGUACGAUGGUCUUAAUUAAGUACAUAUAAUGUUAAUUAAUCAAUAAAUACAUGAACGCAGGUUGUUUUCAUAAUUGUUAA
Sesamum indicum (sesame) is the source of this 807-nucleotide messenger RNA. RefSeq lists its product as uncharacterized. Lineage: Eukaryota; Viridiplantae; Streptophyta; Magnoliopsida; Lamiales; Pedaliaceae. The record is from RefSeq and is a predicted model, not a curated record.